AUGGUGGAGGUGGAAUUUCGGGUCAAUAGUAAGUGUCGGAGUUGGAUUGGUUCUUGGCGCAAAAGCAAGAGCAAAGAUCAUCUCUAUCCGUAUCCUAUAGCUUUGGUAGCCCGCAGAACAGGAGGUGUAAAAAGGGGGAAACAAGGGUUGGGUGGUAGAGGAGGCAGUGAAAUCCAGCCAAAUCUCUUGUGGACGCAAUUUUUCUUGCCGAUUGCCGGGAGCCAGGGACGGUGUUUGUGGAAUUGCCUCCUUGGAGGCGGCUGGCGAGAGGGAGCAAGGAUGACGAUGCCGUGGGGGCUCGCGGCCUGCAUCGUGGACAUGGUGUGGGCGGUGCUCGCCGGCUGGGUGUCCACCUGCCUGGUCAUCGCCAACGAGGUCGCCCGCGGCAUGCGAAGUGGCGAGAUCGGCCCAUUCGUUGUCGGCUGA
This is a messenger RNA of Miscanthus lutarioriparius, 426 nucleotides long. The record is from the annotation of a GenBank genome assembly. NCBI's taxonomy places the organism in Eukaryota, Viridiplantae, Streptophyta, Magnoliopsida, Poales, Poaceae.